This is a messenger RNA of Ipomoea nil (Japanese morning glory), 801 nucleotides long. RefSeq lists its product as uncharacterized. The record is from RefSeq and is a predicted model, not a curated record. Bases 1 to 801 code for a protein of 266 amino acids. The transcript has 3 exons. Lineage: Eukaryota; Viridiplantae; Streptophyta; Magnoliopsida; Solanales; Convolvulaceae. Gene Ontology annotation, molecular function: DNA helicase activity. Gene Ontology annotation, biological process: telomere maintenance; DNA repair.
AUGGCAUCUUUGCUCUUACCGGGAGGCAGGACGACGCAUUUCAGAUUUGCUAUACCACUCUCAUUGAAUGAAGAUUCCACAUGCAAUAUAUCGCAAGGCAGUGACCUUGCCGAGCUUAUAAUAAAGAGCAAACUGAUAAUAUGGGACGAAGCACCAAUGAUGCACAAACACCGUUUUGUGGCUUUGGACAAAACCAUGAGUGAUAUAUUGAGGUUUGCCAUACAUGGUAGUGCUGAAAAGACAUUUGGUGGAAAGAAGGUAGUUUUGGCGCGGGUAUUGAGGCUCACGAAGAACUUGAGAUUACGAAGCUUAGCUUCAGAUGAAGAUAAACAGACGGUUAAUUGGUUUUCAAAAUGGAUUGCAGACAUCGAAGGUGAGAUUACAGGGGUUGUAAACGACGGUUUGUCUGAGAUCGAUAUUCCAGUACAGUUUCUAUUGAAGUGUAGACCUGAUCUCAUAGCAACUAUAGUGGAAAACGCCUUCCCAAGCGCGAGAUAUGGCAUGCUUGAUGAGUCGCACCUAGAAGGCCGAGCGAUCCUCUCACCGACUUUAGAUGUCGUUGAUCAAAUUAAUCAGUACAUGUGCGACAUGAAUACUGCAGAAGGUCGAACGCAUUUAAGUUGUGACUCUUUGUGUAAGGCAGAAUCAGACGAUGAAAAUCUAUCAGAAAGUGCUUUUGAAGUUGAAGUGGAUUGGAUUAGAUUGCUUUUGAAGUUGAAGUGGAUUGGAUCAUUGGAUUUUGCCAGUGUAUGGGAGGGUGAAUUCUGUGGAUCAGGUAGAGGGUUGGGGGCUGGAUUGUGA